Scomber scombrus (Atlantic mackerel) is the source of this 798-nucleotide messenger RNA. Its product is annotated as sodium channel subunit beta-4-like. Lineage: Eukaryota; Metazoa; Chordata; Actinopteri; Scombriformes; Scombridae. The coding region runs from base 1 to 702 and encodes 233 amino acids. The record is from RefSeq and is a predicted model, not a curated record. Gene Ontology annotation, cellular component: membrane; voltage-gated sodium channel complex. The transcript is spliced from 5 exons. Gene Ontology annotation, molecular function: transmembrane transporter binding; sodium channel regulator activity. Gene Ontology annotation, biological process: regulation of sodium ion transmembrane transporter activity; regulation of ventricular cardiac muscle cell membrane repolarization; cardiac muscle cell action potential involved in contraction.
AUGGCGUCAGUGGACAGCAUUGGUUCGAGUGUCUCUGGACGGCUGAGAUCAGGGGAUGUACUUCAUGCUGGUCUGGCACUUGCUCUGCUGCUCGGUGUAUGGAGUGUUGGUGGACUGGAGGUGUCCACAGGGAAAGUGAACUCAAUUGAAGCAUUGAAUGGCUCCACAGUCCUGCUACCUUGCACGUACAGCUCCUGUAUUGGCAUUAAAAACCUUUACUUCAACUGGCACUAUAAUGACAAUGGAACCAUGAUCAAGUUGUGCGAGGCAGUGAUUCCCAUUGAAGGCGUGGAGCCCAAGGUCAGUGUGUACCAUGAACGUGUGGAUUUUGUUGGCUCCUCAAAGAGAAACAACAUCUCCAUCCUGCUAUGGAACAUCACCUUUGAAGAUGAGGGAGAAUACAUCUGCUUUGCCAGAAACCCAAAAGAGAAGAGCCGCAACCACAGUGCUAUAUACACUCUUAUAGUGGUGGACGAAUUGAAAGAGGUUGACAAUACUUUGACAACCAUCAUUGUCUCAGUGCUGGGUGGAGUCAUUGGCUCGGUUAUCUUUAUCAUGGUGAUAAAGGCCUUGGUGGUUCACUUCCUGCUGAAGGAUGAUGAGAAGAAUAAAGAGUGCCUGGUGAGCUCCUCAGGGAAUGACAAUACAGAAAAUGGACUUUCAGGAGCCAAAGCUGACAACAAAGGGACACCAAAGGCAUGAGGAAGAUGCAAAGUAUGUCUGUAUGUUUGUAUAUAUGUUAAACAAAUGUACACGUUCAGAGAAAAUGCUGUUAUCGAUGAACUGUUUUAUCUUACU